GCGUACCUCUCUUCCGCGACUCCGUAAAACAACCAACCUGGGACUAAACCGUGAUGAUCGAGGAGGUUCUCUCCUCUGCCGCCUCCUCAGUCCUCGCGUACCCUAGGCCAUGGCUUUCAUCGUGUCCAAGCUCGCGCGGGCAGCCUUCGCAUCCCGCUCAGUCAGAGGAGCGCGUCUCCCCCAGACUGCCGGCGCCAUCCGUCGCAUGUCCGCAGCUGCAGGCGGUUGCGAGUCAGAAGAAGAUCACAAAAACUUUCCCCCUGUUGAUACGAAUUUCAAUUUCAUCGAGUGGAUGGAAUCAUGCCGCUACGAGUCAGGAAAUGAUCCAAACUUUCCCCUCGUCGACGAGAAUUCCACCAAGUCCAAGGAGUCCCUGUGGGCCUUGUAUGAGAGCUGGUGCAAGUAUUAUGAAGUGUCCCGUGACCGUGAAGAGAUGGUCCGCCGGUUCAGGUCAUUUAAGGCCAGCGCGAUGCGGGUGUACAAAAUGAACAAUUCUGGUUCUUCGCAGGUGUCUCAGCUGUCCGCGUUUGCAGAUCUGACCAAGGCGGAGGCUGACUACGAGUAUAGCAGGUUACGAUGCCGUAAGCCAAAGUUCUCGCAAUACCGUGCUACUAGAUGAAAUCAAAUCAUCUAGUUUUAAUA
Messenger RNA from Triticum aestivum (bread wheat), 642 nucleotides. RefSeq lists its product as uncharacterized. The transcript has 2 exons. Bases 110 to 619 code for a protein of 169 amino acids. The record is from RefSeq and is a predicted model, not a curated record. Lineage: Eukaryota; Viridiplantae; Streptophyta; Magnoliopsida; Poales; Poaceae.